This is a messenger RNA of Suillus clintonianus, 1898 nucleotides long. RefSeq names its product FAD binding domain-containing protein. The record is from RefSeq and is a predicted model, not a curated record. Gene Ontology annotation, molecular function: FAD binding. The transcript has 12 exons. Bases 169 to 1800 code for a protein of 543 amino acids. Lineage: Eukaryota; Fungi; Basidiomycota; Agaricomycetes; Boletales; Suillaceae.
AAAGGGCGCGCGUCUCGCAUGAAAUAUUUAGUGAGCGUCUUGACAAAUUAUCUGAAUCCGAUAAUAAUGGUUAUCUGUCCGACUUUGCGGCCCUGAUGGACUGUGUUCUUAUGAUAUAAGACACGAUUGUCUGUUAUACUAAUCCAAAAACCUCUAAACUCUCCACACAUGAACUCCACACGUCCUCCUGUACUAGUUGUAGGCGCUGGGCCAGCGGGUUUGGUAGCAGCGUUGACACUCCUCCAGAACGGCAUCCCAGUCCGCAUCGUUGAUAAAGACCCUAACCCUCGCAUCGGACAGCGUGGUCCCGGAAUGCAGCCACGCUCCCUUGAACUCUUCAACUUUCUGAAUGUUCCAGAAGUCCACGACCUGGGGAAGCGUCCCCCUAUAAUCCGUUCGUACAAGCCAGGGACUUUGGAAAUUUUGAGCGAAUCUUCCUUUUCCCCGUAUAUGGAACCUACACCUGCGAUACCAUUCACUUCCAGGGUAAUGGGUCAACAGCUCCUAGAUACGAUUAUGCGACGCCACCUAGACAAGUUCUCUUGUUCUGUCGAAAUGGGCACCGAAAUGUGUUCGUUCGAGCAGACUGAGGAAGGCGUUACCGCUGUACUAGCAAAGGACGGCACAUUAGAAUCUUUCAAUACCAAGUGGAUGAUCGGCGCCGAUGGUGCUAAAGGUGUCGUGCGCAAGCAGCUUGGGCUUACAUUUCUGGGCGAAACUAGAGACGAUACCCGGUUUAUCACUGGAGAUAUUCGUUUGAAGGGUGUUGACAGAGUGUGUUGCCACCGGUUUGGACAUUUCCCAGAACGAGGCAUGUUAUUGCGUCCAACAGACGAAAUCGGCGAGGAUGGCUGGCAAUUUCUCAUCUUUGGUAGUGACCUAGACAUGACAAAGGUCACUCGGAGCGAGGAGCCGAUCUUCGAGAUCAUCGCGUCAGUGAUACCAACAGAGGUUAUAUUCAACAAGCUGGUCUGGGUGAGCGAGUUCAGGGCCAAUAUCCGGAUGGUAAACAAGUUUAGCGAGGGCCGAGUGUUUGUUGCGGGUGAUGCUGCUCACGUCCACAGUCCAACCGGUGGUCAGGGACUCAACUCUGGUGUACAAGAUGCUUUCAAUCUAGGAUGGAAGCUUGCGCUCGUCGAAAAAGGACUCGCCGACAAGUCCCUCCUCGAGACGUAUAAUGCCGAGCGUCUGCCUGUCAUCUCCGAGAUGCUCGAGAUGACCACCUCGCUACUUAACCGAGCAGUAAAGACAGGAGACGUGACCAUCCGACGAAGUCCUAUCGUUUUCAUGCUCGGUAUCAACUGCCGGUUCAGCAGCAUUGUCCUGGAUGAAUAUAUGACUCCAGUUGAGGGAAGACCGAUUAACGCCUACGGGGUGCUUGACGAGGAGCAUCUGGAGGCUGGAGAUAGGGCGCCUGAUGCUCCCAAUAUGCUCCAGGUGGGGCGCGGAGAGUCUCACGUAAAGACGCUCUUUGGUCUGUACAGACCUUGGUACCACACAAUACUCGUGUUCGCACCUAGUCUUGCAGAUUCUUCCCCAAUCUUGGGCGCGCUGGAGGCAUACGACAAAAGUGUUGUUCGAUCGGCAGUCAUUCUUCCUCCAUCAACACAAGUAACGCCUGUUGCAUCCCCUGCUAACCUCGUUCUUGUUGACGAGGAGAACUAUGCUUAUUCGGCUUAUCUUGUGGAAGCUGGCCGUACGAAGGUGUUUGUGAUACGGCCGGACGGAGUGAUUGGAGCAAUUGUACGCGGUGCAGAAGGCAUGAAGAAAUAUUUCUCGGGAAUAUUUUUGGAUGUGUAGUGGUCUGUUCUUUUUUACCUUUGUUAUUAUUUUAUUUUAUUUUAUUUAAUAGGAUAUUUGUAAAUGGGUUAUGGUAGAUAUGUAGGUUUAUUACCCCC